Molecule: messenger RNA, 1794 nt
Organism: Triplophysa rosa
Lineage: Eukaryota; Metazoa; Chordata; Actinopteri; Cypriniformes; Nemacheilidae
Product: elongation factor 4-like
Exons: 1
Coding region: 1-1794 (597 amino acids)
Biological process (GO): positive regulation of translation
Molecular function (GO): GTP binding; GTPase activity; ribosome binding
Source: RefSeq, a predicted model, not a curated record
AUGAAAAAUAUCAGAAAUUUUGCUAUUAUUGCUCAUGUUGACCAUGGAAAAUCUACUCUUGCUGACAGGUUAAUUGAAUUAUGUGGGAAUAUUUCCAACAGAGAGAUGAAGAAUCAAAUACUUGAUUCAAUGCCAUUAGAGCGUGAGCGUGGUAUUACCAUCAAGGCGCAAACUGUAAGAUUAAACUAUAAAGCGAAAGAUGGCAAUGAAUAUCAAUUAAACAUUAUUGACACACCUGGCCAUGUUGAUUUUUCAUAUGAGGUAAGCCGAAGUUUAAUAGCGUGUGAGAGUUCGCUUUUAAUAAUUGAUGCGACUCAAGGGGUUGAGGCGCAAACCAUUUCUAAUGUGUAUCAUGCAAUAGAGGAAAAUCAUGAAAUCAUGCCUGUUUUAAACAAGAUUGAUCUUCCAAGUGCGGAGCCAGAUAAAGUAAUCAAAGAGCUAGAGGAAAUGAUUGGGAUUGAUGGAUCGAAUUCUAUCAUGGUAUCUGCUAAGAGAGGGAUUGGAAUUAAUGAGUUAUUAGAAAAAAUUGUUACUGAUCUUCCAGCUCCAGAUGGGGAUCCAAAUGCACCGUUAAGGGCUUUAUUAAUUGACAGUUGGUAUGAUGUUUAUCUUGGAAUUGUAAUUCUUAUCAGAGUGAAGGAUGGGUGUAUAUCUUUAGGUGAUGAUAUAACGAUGAUGUCAAACAACAAAAAAUAUAUUGUUGACAGACUUGGAAUAUUUAAUCCGAAGAUGGAAAAGUGUCAAACUCUUUAUAGUGGCGAGAUAGGAUUUAUCACAGCUGCGAUCAAGGACAUUGAGGAAACUGCAAUUGGUGACACAAUAACUCAUACCAAAAAUCCAACUUUAUCACCAUUUCCAGGAUUCAAAUCAAGCAAUCCGGUAGUAUUUUGUGGAAUUUUUCCGAAGGAUGAAACAAAUUUUUCAGAAAUGAAGAAAAGUAUUGCCAAGUUAAAGCUAAAUGACAACAGUUUUCAUUAUGAAGUAGAGAAAUCAACAGCUCUUGGAACUGGAUUCAGAUGUGGGUUUUUAGGUCUGCUACACAUGGAUAUUAUAUGUGAACGUCUUCGUCGAGAGAGCAAUAUAGAUCUUGUAGCUACAGCGCCGAGUGUAGUGUAUAAGGUAGUAAUGAAGGAUGGGAAAGUAAUAGAAAUAUAUAAUCCGAGUGAUUUACCAGAUCCAUCAGAGAUUCAACAUAUUGAGGAACCGUGGAUAAAGGGAACGGUUAUCACAUCAGCUGACUAUUUAGGUGCAAUUAUAACCUUAUGUGAGGAGAAGCGAGGUGAGCAUAUAAAUCUUACAUAUGUAAACAACCAAGUUAUGUUAGAAUACAAUCUACCGUUAAAUGAGAUUGUUUUUGAUUUUAAUGACAGUGUUAAGUCUCUUUCCAAAGGUUUUGCUAGUUUUAAUUAUGAGCUUUCAGAUUACAGACCUGGAAAAUUAGUAAAAGUAUCAAUUAUUGUUCACAACAACAUUGUUGAUGGACUAUCUUUUAUCACGCAUUAUGACAAAGCUCCUCAACAAGGUCGUGAUGUAUGUAGUAAGCUAAAAGAUCUAAUCCAGAGGCAUCAAUUCAAGAUUGCUAUUCAAGCAGCGAUUGGGGGGAAAAUUAUUGCUCGUGAAACAAUUGCGGGUUUCCGUAAAGGAGUUACUGACAAGCUUUAUGGAGGAGACAGAACCCGUAAGAUGAAAUUAUUAGAGAAGCAAAAGGAAGGAAAAAAACGUAUGGAAGGACUUGGAAAAGUAAACAUUCCACAGAGUGCAUUUUUAGCAGUUGCGCAAGUCAAUAAGAAGUAA